Molecule: messenger RNA, 1271 nt
Organism: Pseudopodoces humilis (Tibetan ground-tit)
Lineage: Eukaryota; Metazoa; Chordata; Aves; Passeriformes; Paridae
Gene: PTGR2
Product: prostaglandin reductase 2
Biological process (GO): prostaglandin metabolic process
Molecular function (GO): 15-oxoprostaglandin 13-reductase [NAD(P)+] activity
Source: RefSeq, a predicted model, not a curated record
GGGCCGGGCGUUCUCGGGGGCGCUCGGGGCGGCUCAAGAAAUCCAGUGUGAACUUGUUGCAAAAGCAGAGAUGAUUAUACAAAGAGUAGUGCUGAAUUCACGGCCUGGUAAGAAUGGAGUGCCAGUGGCAGAAAACUUCCGACUGGAGCAAAGUACAAUACCAGAUACGGUCCAAGUGGGACAAGUGCGUGUUAAAACUCUUUAUCUCUCGGUGGACCCCUACAUGCGCUGCCGAAUGAAUGAGGACACAGGUUCGGAUUACCUGCAGCCCUGGCAGCUGUCUGAAGUUGCGGAUGGUGGGGGUAUCGGGGUUGUGGAGGAGAGCAAGCACCAUAACCUCGCUAAAGGAGACUUUGUAACUUCCUUCACUUGGCCCUGGCAGACAGCGGCAAUUCUUAAUGGAGACUUGCUACAAAAGCUGGUUCCACAGCUUGUAAAUGGACGCCUUUCCUACUUUCUGGGUGCAGCUGGCAUCACAGGACUGACGGCCCUGCUGGGAAUCAGGGAGAAAGGACAUGUGGCCGUGGGUGCAAAUCAGACCAUGGUGGUGAGCGGAGCUGCUGGUGCCUGCGGCUCUUUGGCCGGCCAGAUUGGCCGUCUGGAGGGCUGCUCUAGAGUGGUGGGGAUUGCUGGCACAGAUGAAAAGUGCUCCAUUUUGGUCCAAGAAAUGGGGUUUGAUGCUGCUAUCAAUUACAAGAAGGGGGAUGUGGCAAAACAGCUACAUGAACUCUGCCCAGGUGGUGUGGAUGUUUACUUUGACAAUGUUGGUGGACACAUCAGUGAUACAGUUAUCAGUCAGAUGAAUCAGAACAGCCAUAUCAUCCUGUGUGGACAGAUUUCUCAGUAUAACAAAGAUGUGCCUUAUCCCCCUCCACUGCCUCCUGACAUAGAAAAAAUACAGAAAGAAAGGAACAUCACAAGGGAAAGAUUCUUGGUGUUGAACUACAUGGACAAACAAGAAGAGAGUGUAUUACAGCUCUGCCAGUGGAUCCAAGAGGGUAAACUGAAGGUCAGAGAGACGGUGGUAGAAGGCUUAGCAAACAUUGGUGCUGCUUUCCAGUCCAUGAUGAAUGGAGGCAAUAUUGGAAAACAGAUCGUCUCUGUUUCAAAGUAAAAGUCAUUGGUUCGAGAAAAAUAAUUGCAUUCUGUCUCUAACAGUGGGCAAGUUUUUACUUAUACUAAUUUCCAUUUAUUAAAUAAACCAUUAAGUUGCUCUGUAUGUACUGAAAGCAGAGAUUUUGGGAUACUAAUAAAUUAAAUUGAACUGGAAA